CUGAAGCUGUAUCAGUGCCCGGAAUGUGGGAAACAACUGGGAAGCACUUCCAGCUUAUACAGCCAUCAUUUGCGUUACCACAGCGUCGAAACGCUCCACGUAUGCUGCGUUUGUUCCAAAAAAUGCGUUGCCAACAGCGAAUUGAUCACACAUAUGCGAGUGCAUUCCGGGGAACGACCGUUCAAAUGCAGCGUUUGCAGCCGAGCAUUCAGCCAAAAUAGCGCUUGUGAGCGUCAUAUGCGAAAACAUAUCGGCAAAAAGCCGUACGCCUGCGAAUUUUGUAACAAAACCUUUUCUCGCCUUGAUAAUCUGAAGACUCAUAGCGAAACUCAUAAUCGCUAA
Messenger RNA from Gongylonema pulchrum, 342 nucleotides. The record is from the annotation of a GenBank genome assembly. NCBI's taxonomy places the organism in Eukaryota, Metazoa, Nematoda, Chromadorea, Rhabditida, Gongylonematidae.